Messenger RNA from Vicia villosa (hairy vetch), 437 nucleotides. Its product is annotated as protein TIFY 5A-like. Gene Ontology annotation, cellular component: nucleus. The coding region runs from base 1 to 399 and encodes 132 amino acids. The transcript is spliced from 3 exons. The record is from RefSeq and is a predicted model, not a curated record. NCBI's taxonomy places the organism in Eukaryota, Viridiplantae, Streptophyta, Magnoliopsida, Fabales, Fabaceae. Gene Ontology annotation, biological process: regulation of jasmonic acid mediated signaling pathway; response to wounding; regulation of defense response.
AUGAGGAGGAAUUGCAACUUAGAACUCUGCCUUUUUCCUCAAUACGUUUCUGAUAGCACUCACAAUCAAAACAAUCACAUGUUUGAAGAAGAAAAAGAUAGUGAUAAGAGUUCAAUGCAAAAUCAGCAACAGCCGCUGACUAUUUUCUACGAUGGCAAGAUGAGUGUUAUUGAUGUCACAGAGUUUCAGGCCAAAUCAAUCUUAAUGAUGGCAAAUAGAAAAGUGCAAGAAACAGUAAUGACACUAGAGUCAAAGGCAUCAAUACCAACAAUUGUACAAUCUCCACAUCAAUUGUAUAGCCCUGGACCUGGUCCUGCUCUUUCAAUGAGAUCUUCUUUGCAACGGUUUCUACAAAAGAGAAAAAAUAGGAUUCAACAAGCUUCUCCAUACAAUCAUUAGCAAAUUAGAAAAUGGGUCUUUCAAUAAAAAGAUCUUUG